Molecule: messenger RNA, 909 nt
Organism: Acanthosepion pharaonis
Lineage: Eukaryota; Metazoa; Mollusca; Cephalopoda; Sepiida; Sepiidae
Source: the annotation of a GenBank genome assembly
AUGGCAGCAACUCGGAAGAUCAGCACGACCUCCCUACGCAACAUCCGGGAUCUUUCCAAAGGCGAAACGAUUGAAUUUUUACGCAAGCACAUUAACCCGAACUUAAAAUGCAUCGAAGAUCUGGGUACCGGUGUUGACCUUUGCCUGGCCAUGAACCAACUAUUUCCCAAUUCGUUCGAUCUGCAUAAGCUGAAGAAGGGCUCACACCUCAGUGAAAACGACAAGCGGAAUAAUUUCAAUCUCCUUCGAGAAGCCUUCAAGACAUCGGGCAUCAACAAGAACUUCCCAUCAGAGGUCAUGAUGCAGCAAAACUUUCAAUCGAAUUUUUACUUUGCUCAGUGGUUCGUGCGAUUUUUCGAGGCCAACCAGAAGCGAGGCGACAAAGACAACAACAACGUGAAAAGCAAGGUGCCGACGAAAUCACGAAAAAACAUUCAAGGAGGAGCCAGACUGAUGCCGAAAGAAUCCACUCCGAGAAGCCCCAAGAGUGAAAAUCGAUCAUCAGAGAUUCUGACUCCUACGGUAGUGUUAACAAAAGCAAUACACAGAAAGCCAGUACUGUACCGAAGUUUGGCUUAUGGAAAAUUCAACUACUCGUUACCAGUAGAGAUCAUCUGCAAAGAGCAGACAACUCAGACGGAAGAGAGCUUAAGUCUUGAAGACAGAGUUGAAAGACUUGUGGAAACCCAAAGACAGUUGCAGCGGAUCGGCAUGGAACAAAUAGAAUGCAUCCAGAAUCUGCAGAAAGAUAACGAGAACCUUGCCGAAUCUUUGGAACAUACAAAUUUGCAGAAAUCUUAUUUUCACAAGAAGCUGGACCAGAUUGAAGAAAUAUGCGAAGACUGUCCUACUGAGUCUUUGCGGAUAUCGUUGAAACGGGUUUUGUACGAGGAAGGUCUUCCUAUGUAA